CCCUCAGACACAGCGGAUCACGUAAAGAGCCGAAGAUUUUGGCUUGGUCAUGUGAUCAGCUGUGUCCAAUCACAGAUGAUCACAUUGCCACCUGUCAGUGUUCAUCAGUGCCAGCAGUCAGUGCUCAUCAGUGCCACGUGCCAGUGCCCAUCAGUGCCACAUCAAUGCCACAUAUCAGUGCCUACCAAUGCACAUCAAUGCCACAUAUCAGUGCCCAUCUGAGCUGCCUUUCAGUGUCACCCAUCAGUGCCAGUCAGUACCACCUAUCAAUGCCAAUCAGUGCCACCUAUCAGGGCUGCCAAUCAGUGCCACCUAUCAGUGCCAGUCAGUGCCACCUAUCAGUGCCAGUCAGUGCUGCCUAUCAGUGCGCAUCAGUGCCACCUAUCAGUGCCUGCCAGUGCCACCUAACAGUGCCAGUCAGUGCUGCCUAACAGUGCCAGUCAGUGCCGCCUAUCAGUGUCAGUUAGUGCCAUGUAUCAGUGCUGCCUUUCAGUGCCCAUCAGUGAUGCCUGUCAAUGCCCAUCAGUGCCACCUACCAGUGCCUCCUCAUCAAUGCCCAUCAGUGCCACCUAUCAGU
Molecule: messenger RNA, 577 nt
Organism: Staurois parvus
Lineage: Eukaryota; Metazoa; Chordata; Amphibia; Anura; Ranidae
Source: the annotation of a GenBank genome assembly